This is a messenger RNA of Paramisgurnus dabryanus, 2129 nucleotides long. RefSeq names its product pirin (gene pir). Gene Ontology annotation, molecular function: quercetin 2,3-dioxygenase activity. NCBI's taxonomy places the organism in Eukaryota, Metazoa, Chordata, Actinopteri, Cypriniformes, Cobitidae. Gene Ontology annotation, biological process: monocyte differentiation. Gene Ontology annotation, cellular component: nucleus. The record is from RefSeq and is a predicted model, not a curated record.
AUAUUUAAAAUAAUAAUCAUAAUUAUUUAAUAUUACUGGAGAGGAGCAUAUUGCAUUUUGAAACAAAGGGGGAAGGGGUUUAAGGGUUAAUUUAUUGUUAUUUGUACAGUUUGUCCUAUGUAUUCUGCACUGUCUGGAGCACAAAUUGGAGACUAACACUCUCUACUGCACUGCACUGCAAAGUUAUUUGAUAUAGUCAUUGUACGUGGCUGAAAAUAAUGCAGUGUCAUUGUGACUUGCGCUGCACCUUUAAAUAACUUCAUUGGCCGGGAUUUAUAAUCUAUGCAGGAAGUACCAGACAGACCCAAAACAACAACACAGGCUUCCUAACGCACACCUGUGACACCUUCGCGUUAACACAGAUGAACUGAGUGUUAUUGUAGUGCAGAUAUAUUAACUAAAUACGACUUGCUAUUCUCUGGUGCAACUUUAUUAAACAGAAUUCAAGUAGCCUAAAAUUGUGUUAUAAUAGUAUAUUGAGAAGGUGUUGUUGUUAUUAAUAAUAAUAAUGAUCAGGAGAGUUUGUAAGGUCGUUUUGAGUGUCGAGCAGUCUGAAGGUGUCGGGGCUCGUGUUCGGAGGAGUAUUGGUCGAAGAGAGUUGAAAAACCUUGAUCCUUUUUUGAUGCUUGAUGAAUUCGGGAUCUCCAAACCAGCAGGUUUUCCUGAUCACCCACAUCGCGGAUUUGAGACGGUGACAUAUUUGUUGAGUGGAGUAACAGCCCAUGAAGAUUCCUGUGGCCAUAGUGGGACAUUGAAACCUGGGGACUUACAGUGGAUGACUGCAGGCCGCGGGGUGAUUCACGCUGAGAUGCCCGUGUCAGAUGGACUCAUUCAUGGUCUACAGCUGUGGGUGAACCUGAAGAGCACAGAUAAGAUGGUGGAGCCUCAGUACCAGGAGCUAAAGAGCAAAGAGAUUCCCAAGCCAAGUAAAGAUGGAAUCGACGUGGUGGUCAUUUCAGGGGAAGCACUUGGAGUGAAGUCAAAGAUUUACACAAGAACUCCAACGAUGUAUCUUGACUUUAAACUGAAGGAAGGCGCAAAGCACACACAGCCCGUGCCCAAAGGAUGGACAGCUUUCAUCUACACCCUCGCGGGUUCUUUAUGCACUGGCCCAGAUGAUGAUGUGCGGACAAUUGAGCCACACCACACAGUGGUUUUCGACGAUGGUGAAUACGUCAGUGUGGAAAACAAGGCAGCUGAUGAGUCUCACUUUGUUUUAAUUGCUGGUGAGCCUAUAAAAGAACCCGUGGUUCAGUAUGGACCGUUUGUCAUGAACACACAGGAAGAGAUUGAUCAGACCAUCAAAGACUACAAAUCUGCCAUGAAUGGAUUUGAGAAGGCAAAAAUUUGGAAAUCAAAGAUUGGUCAGAAGUUUUGAAUUGUUUUGUUACAGUUACUUAUUGUACCUCUUAAAGUCAUAUAUACAGUCGGCCUGGAGUACUUGGUCAUCUCAGUCACACUUCAUGUAUGAAUGUCUUUGCAGUAGAUAAUGAAAUAUCAAAUAAAGUUACAUUUAUUUUAAAGAGCAAUAGCACAAGCACACUCGUGCAAAGAAGAGAUUUUUUUUAGAUUUUUAAUGAUGAAAAAACUGUGAAAUAUGUUUAUAAGUUAUGGAAAGUACUUGUAAGUAAUGUAAACUAGAAAGUAGUGAAAGUAGAGUCUAAAAUAAUUAGCAUUUUCUCUCAUAAUUUUGAGACAUUUCUAAUGCUGUAAAAUUCAGACAUUGAGAUAUAGUGAAGAAGUAAGGUGAGUCUAUAUAAAAAUAUUAUAAAUAUAACCUUAAUAUCUCUAAUAGUGACUGAGUAAGGUCAUCUCAAAGUUUGAAAUUAAAGUGAAAUCAUAAAAUACUUUUAUAAUGCUUCUUAUCUUAUGAUUAUGAGACUUUAGCCUGAUUUUAACAGACACAGGGUCGCAUAUUAUCUAAUGGCUUACUUUGAAUCCUUUUUGUGUUCAUUUCUUAUUAUUUUGUUAUUUUAGCUAAUUAUCUGUUUAAUUAUGAAAGUGGUUUGGUUAUUUGCUAAUUUAUAUUCUUUUUUUUUCUUUAAAUUCAAUCUUAUGUAAUCAAGAUUAUAUCUGUGGCUGUUCAUACAUUUUAUCUGAUCACAACAUGCUUUAUUUUGGUGACUAUA